AAAAAAGACCAUGCAGUCUAGUCUGACAACGAACUAAAAAAAAGUUUUUCUCUUGUCAAAAAUUAAUUUAUUUUUGAUGAAGAAUGAAUUUAGCCGAAGAAAAGUGUGAAGAGAACUAAUUUCAUAAGUAAUUGUUUAUUAUAAUAUCGUAAAAUGGAUGAAAAAUACGAUACAGUAAAGCUAUGUUACACAAUACAUAGAUAUUCCAGUCAUUCUGCUAAUUAUAUACCAGAGAAUAUUAUGGUGAACAACCCAUCGGAUCAGCUUUCGCGAUGGUUCACAGACAGCACGACGCCUGCUCAAUACAUUAUGCUGAAAUUGAAGUCGGUCUCAAUAGUCGAAACAAUAAAAUUCGGAAAAUACAUAAAAGCUCAUGUCAGUGAUCUUAAAAAGUUCCAAAUAUUUGGAGGUGUAGAUGAAAACAAUCUGUCUUUACUUUUAUCAGCUGGACUCAAAAAAGACAGUUCUGCUGAAACCUUCAGGCUGCGUCACAGGACUACCGAGGGUCUGUACUUACCUGUCACGUAUCUGAAGAUAGUGCCUCUGCAAUCUUGGGGGCCCGCUUAUAAUUACACAAUAUGGUAUGUGGAGCUCCAGGGCAAGAACCAGGAGGAACUUAUCAAUGAUGCAAUGGAGACUAUAAACUUGCGUAAAGAAGAGGAAGCAGUGCGUAUUCUAUUAAAGCACCUUCGUAGACGGAGAUACAAGGAUGCCUUUGAAGCCCUAUCCCGUGAGACAGGGGUCAGGUUGGAAGGAGACCUUCAAGCUAGGCUGUGGAAUGCCCUUGUUGAGAAUGGAGAUUAUAAACUUGCUGAGGAGAUUAUGGAGACUGCUGUGAAUGAGGGCGAACUGGAUUGGUACAUGUCCUGGCAGCCGUACACGCCGGAGUGGCGGCAGAUGUCUGCGUGCUCGGCCGCGGUGGAGGAGCGGCUGUGCUGCGACAGCAGCCCGCAGCCGCGCGGCGCCAGCCCCGACCUCGCCUGCGCCGACCGCGACCCCAGGGCCGCCGCCGAAAGCCCCUCGAGCGGGAGCCCCCCGGAGCUGUGCUCCCCCUCGUGCUGCAACAGCCCUGGGCCGCGCGGGGGUCACCAGCUGGUCGUCGAUUCCACCACCGGUACAUUAUACUUAUACGGGGGUUGGAACGGCACAGUAGAUUUGGACGACCUGUGGGCUUUCGACACGGAGCGAGAGAGAUGGACGUUGUUGUGCGCUCAUAGCGGGCAGGUCAACGGCCCCUCCCCGCGGUCCUGCCAUAAGAUGGUGCUGGAUCCUGUACGGCGGAAGCUGUACACGCUCGGACGGUAUCUGGACAGCGCGCAGCGGGUGGCGCACAACAUGAACAGUGACCUUUACAUGUUCGACAUAGCAACGAACACAUGGAGCCUUCUCUGCGCAGACACGGCCGCGGCGGGCGGCCCACGGCUGGUGUUCGACCACCAGAUGUGCAUAGACCCUGACACGCAGACCAUAUACGUGUUUGGGGGACGAGUGUUGCCAGCUAACACCGAGGAGGUGGUGAGCCCGCAGUACUCGGGGUUGUACGCGUACUACAUCAGCACCAGCUCGUGGCAGCAGCUGUUGCCGGACCAGCCGCACGACGGCGGCCCCCCCUCCCCCCAGCCCAGGGUCUCGCACUCCAUGCUGUUCCACCCUAUCCAACGUCGCCUGUACAUCUUCGCGGGGCAGCGCAACAAGGAGCACCUGCUGGACCUGUGGUGGUGGGACGUGGCGGAUGGCUCGUGUCGCGCGCUGUGUGUCGCUACCUGCGCCAGUCCGCCCCCCGCCGCCGGCUUCACGCAGCGGGCCACGCUCGACCCCGACACUGACGAGAUGUUUGUGCUGUCUGGCAUGAGCAAAGAGAAGGACAAACGCGUGUACAACACUCUGUGGGUGUUCUCGUUGCGGCGGAUGACGUGGACGUGCGUGUACCGCAACGACUCGGUGGCGCCCUCUGAGCCUAGACCUAGAUUCGCGCAUCAAUUGGUCUUAGAUCCAGUCAGGAAGGUACAUUACCUAUUCGGCGGGAACCCUGGCAACCAAAGCUCCCCCCGGCUGCGACUGGACGACCUGUGGGCGCUGCGGCUGCGACGCGUGAGCAGCGCGCAGCUGCGCGCGCGCACGCGGCUGGCGCUGCGCGAGGCGCGCUACCGGCAGCUGGCGGCCGCCUCCGCCUCCUCCUCCGCCUCCGCCUCCGCCGCCCUCCUCUAUCUCAGGAAUGAUCUGUCUGACGCUAUGGACCACAGCGAUCCUGAACAGGUGUCGCGGUUCCAGAAGCUGGCGACGGCGCUGUUCGCGGGCGCAGCGCGCACUGCGCACGCGCCGGCCGCACUGUGCGCACGCGGCGCGCGCGCGCUCGCCCGCCGCCGCGCGCGCGCCGCGCCCGCAGAGCUCGCGCAUCACGCGCAUGCGCUGCACGCGGUCAGUCUGCUCACCACCGUCUCUCGCUCUCCACAUUACAACUCAAAUGUACUAGGCUCAGUGGAAUCCCUGCCCGAGCCGGUAGUCCCGUUCGAGGAGGUGUCCCUCCCCGCCCCGGACACGUGGGACGUGGGGGAGGACGCGGACGAGGAGCCCCCCACGCGGGAGCGGGAGGCCCGCGCCGCCAGGAUACAGCUGUACGACCACUUGUGUCAGUACUUCCGGCCCAGCACUGUCCCUCCCAAGGGAGACAUCAUGGAUCUUGUCAGCCUGUAAGAAUAUUUUAUUGUUUCGACGUUUUAGUCAUAUAUGUACAGAGGGCUAAAUGCUGGUUUGCAUUUCACUUGUCACUAUGGAAUCGAAGUGAGACGCAGGGAACCAAUCACAUUGGGGUGUUGUUGUACAAUGGCGCACUGUGAUUGGCUAGUUGUAUUUUGACUCUAUGGUGACAUGUAAAUAGCAAAGUCGCACUACGCAUACAGAUGCAGUAUCGCGUCAUUACAAUUUAAGACGUAGACAGAGCCAAGAAUACGAAACUAUGUAAUGUGUAACCAAAAAUGUACUCACUCCGUGCUUUCAAACGUUAAGUCGUCCCAAGGUUUUGUACAGCCAUCAGAACUCCAAUCCCGGAUGGUAGGUCAUGGCCUUAUGGCCAUAUGGCUAUGGUGGGAUGAGCAAGGAGGAUGCUCCUUACUCAAACAUAAGGAAAGCAAUUGUGAAUCUACAACGGACGUAUGGAUUACUACUACUUACUAUUAUAAGUUCAUACUUUUAUACCAAUAUAUUGAAUAGUAAUAAUUUACCUCUGGGAUUUUAUUGAUAAAAUUUGUAUUAGAUAUAGCUAAAUACGGAGGUAAAAAAUAGGCUACCGCGGACGUGCUAGUACGAUAUAAAAAUGGCUCAUUAUGAUUAAUGAAUGGCAAUAUCUACCUAUGUGCUAUUUAUCUUAAAAUUCUUUAUCGUCAUGUAUACAAUUGAUUUUAAAACUUUGUUCUCAAUUAUGCACGAAUGAAGAUGUUAAUAUAACUACAUAUAUAUUAACGAAACAUUGAGAAACUGCAUCCACCCCAACUUCACACAGCAAGUACACCAGCCCGGCUUCGACCACGGCUACUGCAAGGUUGUUGAAACGUCAGCAACAUUAAAUAAAAAUGGCAAAAUCGCAUUAAUAUAUAUGUAGUUAUGUGUCCAAAGCGCGAUAGUUAUUAAUACUAUUGUUUGUUAAUUUUGGGUUGUAUUUAAUUAUUAAUUAACUUUAAAAUAAUAAAGUGUAAAUAAAUAAUAUUAUGGCUACUUGCCGCGACUGAAAUUAUAAUUGCACACUAUUUGAUUAUAGACUAUCAGUUCUAUAAAAUUCCUGUAGGAUCUUGUUGUUGUAUAUAUUAUAAAUAAUUAUACACAGCGCAUGCGCGUUGAAAAACAAUUCCAAAUUCAAAGAUUCGAAUUGGCAAUGAGGUUUCUAUUACAAAUUCCAAGACAUGUUUGAACUUUUAUCCUCUUUUAAAAAAAACGAUUUUCCCUGAUUUUGCUUAGAUUUGUACUUUUAUCUCGUUCUAUCAUUUGUCAAAUACUGAAAUGAGAUGAAAACAACUAUUUAAAUGGUUUUGUUAUACAUGUCAGACAUUUUGAAAAUUAUGAGAUGAAAUUUUUUGAGCAAGAAUUGAACCUACCUGUCUGGCAUAGUGGACUCAAUUCCCGCUUGAUUCCAAACAAAGUAAACAAAAUACGUAAAAUAUAAAUACAUUAAACAUAAGUUUAUAAUAUAUAUGACUUUUAAGACGAUAUUUGAAUUAACCACUUUAUUGGCUCAUUUCAAGUUUGUGUAAUCAAAAUAGCAUAAAUAAAUAUACGUAUAAGAAAAUAAUAAUGGAGUAAUAACUAUGUAUAUAAUUGUUCGUUCCGAUUUGGAUUUUUAUUCAAAAUCAGAAUUAGAAUCGAAAGGUUAGUUUUGUACAGUAGGCGGCAGAUAAACCUGCAACCCCUAUGAUAGCAAGCUUCUUUUUUUCAUGUCUUCUCAACUUUUGUCUCCGACUGGGACGAAUAGGAAUUUUUAUUUUAAAAAAAUCACUUAGGAAAUCUUA
Plodia interpunctella (Indianmeal moth) is the source of this 4499-nucleotide messenger RNA. RefSeq names its product muskelin (gene muskelin). Gene Ontology annotation, cellular component: cytoplasm. NCBI's taxonomy places the organism in Eukaryota, Metazoa, Arthropoda, Insecta, Lepidoptera, Pyralidae. The record is from RefSeq and is a predicted model, not a curated record. Bases 154 to 2694 code for a protein of 846 amino acids. The transcript is spliced from 14 exons. Gene Ontology annotation, molecular function: protein binding.